Messenger RNA from Aaosphaeria arxii CBS 175.79, 1574 nucleotides. Its product is annotated as major facilitator superfamily transporter. Gene Ontology annotation, biological process: transmembrane transport. Gene Ontology annotation, molecular function: transmembrane transporter activity. Gene Ontology annotation, cellular component: membrane. NCBI's taxonomy places the organism in Eukaryota, Fungi, Ascomycota, Dothideomycetes, Pleosporales. The transcript is spliced from 6 exons. The record is from RefSeq and is a predicted model, not a curated record. Bases 1 to 1503 code for a protein of 500 amino acids.
AUGGCGAUACACAACGCCCAUGGCGGGCCAGUUGAGAAGGAGGCUGUUGGCAUGACCGAAGAUGUGGAGCGCUCGCCCACCAACAUUUCCCAUGACACUGGCUUCGAGAGCGAAUUCACACCCAAAGAGCAGCGCGCCAUCAUUCAUCGCAUUGAUCGACGUCUUGUCGUCACCGUCGGCGUUCUCUACUGUAUCAGUCUGAUGGACCGAACCAAUCUUUCCGCCGCCGCAAUUGCAGGAAUGACCAAGGAAUUGAAACUCGAAGUCUUGAUGGGCACCGUCUCCCGCUAUUCGGUCGUCACAUUGGUUUUCUUCACCACCUACAUCGUCUUCCAACCCCCCGCCACCAUCUUAGUUCGCAAACUCGGUCCCAGGAACUUCCUAUCCGCCAUUGUGGUUGCAUGGGGUGCUGUCAUGAUUGGCAUGGGCUUCGUUCACGAUUGGCAAUCUCUGGCCGCCCUUCGCAUUGUUUUGGGCAUACUCGAGGCUGGAUUCUUCCCAAGCUGUGUAUAUCUGCUUAGCACAUGGUACACUCGUUACGACGUGGGAAAGAGAUACUCGGUUUUCUACAUUCUUGGCAGUUUGGCAUCGGCUUGUGCUGGAAUUUUGGCUUAUGGCUUGAUGCAGAUGCAUGGCCUUCAGGGCAUGGCAGGCUGGCGUUGGAUCUUCGCCAUCGAGGGAGCAUUGACUUGCGCUCUCGGAAUUGCUGGCUACUGGCUCUUGGUCGAUUUCCCUGAUAAGGCUCAUAAAUCCUGGAAGUUCUUGUCCGAGCGCGAAGCCAGGUUCAUCAUCGAACGUGUUGAUAGGGAUCGUGGCGAUGCGAAACCCGAGCCGUUCUCCUCUGCCAAGUUCUUCCGCGCUGGUACAGACCCAAAGAUCUGGGUUUAUGCAAUGAUCUUUUUCAACACCACAACCGUCACUUACGCCCUUGCCUACUUCCUCCCCAUCAUUCUCACAAGGAACAUGGGCUUUGAUGUUGGUACAUCUCAAUGUUUAGUCGCCCCUCCAUACGCCCUCGCUGCCAUCGUCAUGUACACUACCGGCUACCUGGGAGACAAGUACAAGAUCCGCGGCCCCAUCAUCAUCUUCAACAUGGUCCUGUGCCUCAUCGGACUCCCCAUCAUGGGUUUCGCCAAAAGCCCCGCUGUCCGAUACUUCGGCGUCUUCUUGACCACCGCAGGCGCCAACUCCAACGUCCCAGCCGCCAUGGCCUACCAGGCCAACAACAUCCGCGGACAGUGGAAGCGAGCAUUCUGCAGCGCCACCCUCGUCGGCUUCGGUGGCGUCGGCGGUAUCGCAGGUGGUCUCGUCUUCCGCGUCCAGGACGCUCCCCACUAUCGCCCUGGCUUGUACGCGUGUAUCGCAUGCUGCUUGCUUUCCAUUGUGUUGGUCAUCAUAACCAGCUUUGUCUUCAAGCGCCAGAAUGCGCGAGCAGAUCGUGGUGAGGUUGAGUUGGAGCACACUGAUGAGGACCAACAGCGUGGCUUCAGGUAUACUAUCUAAUUUAACGAGACGUUUAUGUGGAGGUUAUUGAGUCACGAAAUGCAUGGACGUAUAGUUUUACUUAAAAGUUG